ACGCAACCCAUUUGGGCCGGCCCAAACACCGGCUCGUCUGUCCUAAUGGCACGAUUUUCUCUCUGGAAACUCUGGUCUUCCGUCAUACUCAAAAUCGCAUAAAAGCAGGGUCGCUGGUACCAGUAUAGCAGCACACUUGAGCCAUGUCUUCUACUCCUCGCUCUUUCGUCUUGCCUGACCUCUUGGCUCUAUGCCCGUUCAAGGCUUCCAUAAAUCCUCACCACGCCAGUGCAGCCGCAGCUUCGUCGGCCUGGGUCGACAGCUACAGGAUUUUCCCCGACAGAAAGCGCGCCGCCUUCACCCAAGAGUGCUAUGAGCUACUCGUCUCGUACGUCAUCCCGAUGGCCGACCACGAGCACCUCAGGAUGUGCUGCGACUUCGUGAACCUCCUGUUCGUCAUCGACGAGGUCAGCGACGAACAGGAUAGCGCCGGUGCUCGCCGCACCGGCGACGUAUUCCUGAACGCCCUGCGCACCCCAGGUUCGGACGACGGUUCCGCGUUGGCGAAGAUGACCAUCGAAGUUAGAGCCCGGCUGCUCCAAUGCGCAGGUCCGGGCUGCGUCCGACGCUUCUUCAAACACUGCGAGGACUAUAUCGACGCAGUAGCUCAGGAGGCCGAGCUCCGAGGACGUGGGGUUGUCCUUGACAUGGCCUCCUACGAAGCGUUGCGGCGCGAGAACAGCGCGACACGCCCGUGCUUGGUCCUCACCGAGUCCUGCUUGGGCAUAGAGCUCCCGGACGAAGUCCUCGACGAUCCGACAUUUAUGUCGUUGUAUUGGGCUGCGGUGGACAUGAUCAAUUGGUCGAACGACAUCUAUUCAUACAAUAUGGAACAGGCGGCGGGGAUGAGCGGUAACAACGUCGUCACGGUGCUCAUGCACGAUGAGAACGCCGAUGUGCAGACCGCCGCCGAUCGCGUGGGAAGGCUCUUCGAGACACUCAUGGACCGCUUCGUGCAGGCUCAGAGCCAGCUGCCGAGCUGGGGCUCCGCCGUCGACCAGAUGGUCCAGAAGUAUGUGAAGGCGCUGGAGUACUGGAUUGUCGGGAAUAUCGAGUGGAGCUUCGAUACUCAACGCUACUUCGGCCCGCUGCACGCGGAGAUCAAGGCGUCCCUUGUCGUCCCCAUCCGCUUUUGUAAACAGACUGAGGAUGAUGACUCAAUAUUGGCCUUGAAAGCCACCUCUCUCCACCGUCAAAGAGACCAUCUUUAGACCCCAAACAGGGGAGACUACGCCGUAUGUAGGAUUCUAUUGAUUUCUCUUCCCCCCCCUUUUGUAGAGAAUUGGGCUGUGAAUGCCCUUCGUACGAUGCACGAUUAGGUUUUCUUGCGCUCCGAGACUGUCCCCUGCC
This is a messenger RNA of Fomitopsis serialis, 1350 nucleotides long. Its product is annotated as isoprenoid synthase domain-containing protein. Lineage: Eukaryota; Fungi; Basidiomycota; Agaricomycetes; Polyporales; Fomitopsidaceae. The record is from RefSeq and is a predicted model, not a curated record. Bases 144 to 1211 code for a protein of 355 amino acids. The transcript has 5 exons.